Messenger RNA from Salvelinus fontinalis (brook trout), 6376 nucleotides. It is a transcript of the gene rap1gap2b, whose product is annotated as RAP1 GTPase activating protein 2b. The transcript is spliced from 25 exons. Gene Ontology annotation, biological process: regulation of small GTPase mediated signal transduction; activation of GTPase activity. The record is from RefSeq and is a predicted model, not a curated record. Gene Ontology annotation, molecular function: GTPase activator activity. Lineage: Eukaryota; Metazoa; Chordata; Actinopteri; Salmoniformes; Salmonidae. Gene Ontology annotation, cellular component: cytoplasm; plasma membrane. The coding region runs from base 306 to 2465 and encodes 719 amino acids.
GCCUAGCGGGUGGUGAGGGAGGGAAACAGUGCAGUGGAGUGAGAGGGAGAGACUAGGCAGGUGUUAAGCUCAUACUGUGUGAGAGAGUGAACAAGAGAGAGAGGGGGAACCAGGGAGUGAGAGAGAUAGAGAGAGAAAAACAGUGAGGAAAUGGUAAAAAGGCUAAAGCGCUAACUGUAUAGAUAGAAGGCUGGAGGCAGACGACACAUAGUGGUGGUAGAGAGAGAGAGAGAGUGUUGUAAGACUAAUAAUUUCAAGAGAAGCAGACACAGACUCCCAGAGAGAGAGAAAGAGACGUAAACAUCAUGCUAAGGAGGAAGAGGAGUGUGUCCUUCGGAGGGUUUGGAUGGAUUGAUAAGAGUACUGUCAGUGCACUCAGAGCACGGAAGCAGGAGAGAGAGCUGCUGACCAUCUCUAAUGUUCCCCUGGCUGACUGCCCCCCCUCUCCUCCGCGCACCGCACCCCCCACCAUGAAGUCUGCCCAUUUCUUCGACAUGAUGGAGAAGAUGGAGCAGGUACCAGAGGUAGCAGAAAAAACAGUGGCUGGUCCUCAGAGACUGAAGGAUGACUACAUCCCAUACCCCAGGAUAGAGGAGGUGCUGGAGAGGGGUGGUCCGUACCCCCAGGUGAUCCUGCCAGAGUUUGGGGGAUACUGGAUCGAGGACCCUGACGCCCUCUUCCCCACACCCCCUUCUCGGUACCCCAACCUGUGUGACAGGGGGGACGAUGGAGGGGGAGGAGAAGGGGAAGAGGGGGACGCUGCCCUAGUGGGUUAUGGGUACCGGCUGGAGAGUAACGACGCAGCACGCGCCUACAGGAAGCACUUCCUGGGCAAGGACCACUUGAAUUUUUACUGCAUGGCCAGUAGUCAUGGCAACCUCAUUCUGUCUGUGAAACACGAGGAAGUGAAGGGUCAGGAGUAUCUACAUGUCAUCCUCAGGUCUAGGAUGAAAACAAUGUAUGAUAGGAUCUCUCUAGCAGAACUUCCUGAGCUGCCUAGUGUCCCUCAACUAGCCAAGCUGCUGUGUGAGGAUGCUGUUGGUCUCAGAUUCAGUCCAGUUCUGUAUCCCAAGGCCUCUCAGCUCAUAGUGAGCUAUGAUGAACAUGAGGUGAACACCACCUUCAAGUUUGGGGUCAUCUACCAGAGGUUUGGACAGGUUUCGGAGGAGGAGUUGUUUAGAAACAGUGAGGAGACACCAGCCUUCAUUGAGUUCCUCAGUUUACUGGGAGAGACUGUAGAUCUACAGGACUUUAAAGGGUUCCGUGGUGGUCUGGAUGUGUGUCAUGGUCAGACAGGUUCACAGUCGGUCUACACAGACUACAGAGAACAGGAGAUCAUGUUCCACAUCUCUACCAAGCUGCCCUACACAGAGGGAGACAUGCAACAGCUCCAGAGGAAGCGACACAUAGGAAAUGACAUCGUAGGAGUGGUGUUCCAGGAAGAGGCCACACCCUUCGUAGCAGACAUGAUUGCCUCAAACUUCCUCCAUGCCUUCAUACUGGUGCAGGUGGACAACCCCUGUACCCAACAAACCACCUACAAGGUGUCAGUCACGGCCCGAGAGGGUGUACCUUCAUUUGGCCCGCCCCUCCCCAGUCCAGCAGUGUUUAAAAAGGGUCCAGAGUUUAGAGAGUAUCUUCUUACUAAGUUGAUCAAUGCAGAGAAUGCCUGCUACAAGAGUGACAGAUUCGCCAGGCUGGAGGAGCGGACGCGGGCGGCCCUGCUCGACGGUCUACAUGACGAGCUGCACAGACACACACAGCGCAUGCUGGGAGUGGGCAUCGGCCCCGAGGAGGAGCGGGCGGAGAAUGGACACGGCCACGGAGGACUGCUGGAGUCCAUCAAGAGGGCGAUGCGAGGAAGGAGUGUCUCCAUGGAGAUGAUGGCAAAGGGUGGAGGAGGUGGCCUGUCCACCAGUCUGAGUGGAGGAGUUCUGCUCCACAGCAGCUCUGAUGCAACUAAUGUUAAGUCUCCAGUGAAACGUCGCUCUGGUCUUUUCCCUCGUCUGCUCAGUAUAGACAGCCAGACAGAGAGACAUAACCACAAUCAUCGCAGUCUCCAUAGUGACCAGAGAAGCUUUGAUACUGGCCACCCCACGCAGGAAGUGAGGUCAGAGACCCUCUCUAACCCCAGCUCUCCAGAGGUCUCCCUUAAGGAAAGGCCCAUCAGUGUAAAGUUGAAUGAGUGCAGUGCCAGUAGGACUAACGUCUCAUGCUCCUCAUCUAGUACAAGUAGCUUCAGCAGUGCAGCAGGAGAGGGAGAGGCCACCGACACUGACCCUAACACCCUGGCACCCUCAGUGUUCCCUUCUGUUCACAGCCCCUCCCUCACUGUUGAAGGUCAGAGUUCAGGGACCCCUGUCAUUAUGUGUCGCAGCCCCACAGAGUUAAAGAAUAAGAGUUCUCCUAGAUCCAACUUGAAGUUCCGUUUUGAUAAAUUGAGUCACUCUGCAGCAGGACACUAGGUGAGAGACGUGGGAUGAGAGAGAGAUAAAACAGUUCAAAUGGGAUGGAGGUAUGAAGGGCAGUACAUUAGGGAUGGGUGGAGAGAAAUAACAAGAGAGAAAAGGCCCCUCCAACCUGAGGAAGAGGAUGAAAGAAGAGAAAUGGCUCAAGAUGGAUGAUUCGGUACACACACUACAGUGGAAGUUUUAGGCCCAGGCAAAGCUGUGCUCUGCCGAGUGGGUAACGGUCCUUUCAUAUUCAGCUGUCUGUGUGGUUGUUUCCUGAACACUGAUCAAAAUUCUAUGAGUGGUUCUGACAUGGGUCCUUGUCAGCAACUGAACUGCAUUCAAUACCAAACAUAACUGUAAGGCAUAGAUUCAAUUUAACAUCACUAAGGCCAGGAGUUUUUCCUGGAAAAAACAGGAAAAACUCUGGCCAUAGGCAUCACCAAUGGAGGCAAUAUUUAUGUCCAGACUGCCAUUCUUGGAAAGGGAAAAAUAAUCAUGGCUUACCAUACAAAAUAAAAUGUUACAAUCUGAGGGUCCCUGGAAUUUCUACACUGAACAAAUAUAUAAAUGCAACAUGUAAAGUGUUGGUCCCAUGUUUCAUUAGCAAGAAAUAAGGUCCCAGAACGAUACGUACAAAAAUAUUAUUUCUCUAAAAUGUUGUGCUCAAAUUUGUUUACAUCCCUGUUACUGAGCAUUUCUCCUUUGCCAAGAUAAUCUAUCCACCUGACAGCUGUGGCCUAUCAACAAGCUGAUUAAACAGCAUGAUCAUUUCAUGUGCACCUUGUUCUUCCAAUUGCUUGCAUACUCACCAGGCAUGUCACCCUUUGAGCAUGUUUGGGAUGCUCUGGAUCUACAUGUACGACAGUUUUCUCCAGUUCCCGCCAAUAUUCAGCAACUUCGCACAGCCAUGGACAAUCAGUGGAACAACAUUCUACAGCCUGAUCAACUCUACGCGAAGGAGAUGUUGCACUGCAUGAGGCAAAUGGUGGUCACACUAGUUACUGACUGGUUUUCUAAUCCACGCCCCUACCUUUUUUUUAAGUGUCUGUGACCAACAGAUGCAUAUCUGUAUUUCCAGUCAUGUGAAGUCAUAGAUUUAGGGCCUAAUUCAUUUAUUUCAAUUAACUGAUUUCCUUAUAUGAACUGAAACUCAGUAAAAUCGUUGAAAUUGUUGCGUGUUCCAUUUAUAUUUUUGUUCAGAAGGAAUAAAGUGAUUCCUGAUUCUGUUCUAAUUGUUCUAUUUCUCUGUCUGAAACAAUCAUCCAUGCAAAAGAGAAAAUGACAAUUCAAAAUCAAAGAAAAAGAAAAAUGUACCCAGCAAACAUCACUCUAUUGGCCCCAUGUGGGUAUUCGGUUGGCAAGGUGGGAACGGGCUAGCCCACACCAGGCCCACACCAGCCCAACAUGGACUAGCCCACAGCAAUCCCACAUCAGCCCAACACAGGCCAGUCCACACCAAGCCAGUAGCAUGUAUUCAUUGAUGCCAAGAGAAUCCAGGCUUCCCCCAAAAACGUACCAAGGAAAAAAGAAAAAUACAUACACAAUUAUUUGUCUUUUGUCUCUCUGUGUUUCAUAACUUCAGCCUCUUGUGAAUUGGAUGAAAUGUAUCGAACCGGAGAAAGCAUCCGAGCGAGCGAUCUGUGGAAAAGUUUUCCCAAAAUCUAUGCGUAUGACAAAUCCAGCUCCAGAACCAGUCAUAGAGCCAGCUGGCUAAUCUUUUGAAUACAGAUAACAUAUUAGCUGUAUUAAACUCUAUGUGGAAAUUCACAAACCCAAUUUGUGAAUAUGUAUAAGUCGCCUUCGUCAUUCUUCGGAGGUGGAAUCUAAACAUGCAUUUCCUCUCUAGGACAAGAAAUGACAUUGAAAUAGUGGUGAAAACUUCCUCUACACAUUGUUUCCACAUCAUGCCAAUGUGGGAAUGUUUCCUGGUAAAAGAUGGGCUUGUUUCAGGCAACGUGAGUGCUGCCUUUACCAGAUAUGGGCUGCCCACUCUGCACAAAUGCCUUUGAGACGAUGAGCAAAGGAGCAUUGGCCUAAUAUUGGCAGCCUACAUGAGGCCAAUAUUUUUGCCCCCAUUGGGCCCACAUCUUGCCAAUGUGGACAUGUUUACUGGGUAUAUUUUUGCACUAAACUGACACACUGUUGUGAAUAAUUCCUAGUAAGUGAUAUUGAUAUAAAUGUGCCGUGUAAUCAUGUUGCACAUAUACACUACUGUUCAAAAGUUUGUGGUCACUUAGAAAUGUCCUUGUUUUUGAAAGAAAAGCAAAAAGAAUUGUCCUUUAAAAUAACAUCAAAUUGAUCAGAAAUACAGUGUAGACAUUGUUAAUGUUGUAAAUGACUGGAAUGUAACUGGAAACGGCAGAUUUUUUUAAUGGAAUAUCUACAUAGGCAUACUGAGGCCCAUUAUCAGCAACCAUCACUCCUGUGUUCCAAUGGCACGUUGUGUUAGCUAAUCCAAGUUGAUCAUUUUAAAAGGCUAAUUGAUCAUUAGAAAACCCUUUCGCAAUUAUGUUAGUACAGCUGAAAACUGUGUGUUCUGAUUAAAAAAGCAAUAAAACUGUCCUUCUUUAGACUAAUUGAGUAUCUGGAGCAUCAGCAAUUACGGGUUCGGUUACAGGCUCAAAAUGUCCAGAAACAAAUAACUUUCUUCUGAAACUCGUCAGUCUAUUCUUGUUCUGAGAAAUUAAGGCUAUUCCAUGCGAGAAAUUGCCAAGAAACGCUGUGUAACUACUCCCUUCACAGAACAGCGCAAACUGGCUCUAACCAGAAUAGAAAGAGGAGUGGGAGGCCUCGGUGCACAACUGAUCAAGAGGACAAGUACAUUAGAGAGUCUAGUUUGAGAAACAGACGCCUCACAAGUCCUCAACUGGCAGCUUCAUUAAUUAGUACCCGCAAAACACCAGUCUCAACAUCAACAGUGAAGAGGCGACUCCAGGAUGCUGGCCUUCUAGGCAGAGUUCCUCUGUCCAGUGUCUGUGUUCUUUUGCCCAUCUUAAUCUAGUCUUUUUAUUGGCCAGUCUGAGACAAAAAAUGAGCUUUUCUUUCAAAAACAAGGACAUUUAUAAGUGAACCCAAACUUUUGAACGGUAGUGUUUAUAUAAAUCUAUAUAUAUAUUAUUAUUAUUAUUAUUUCUUUUAAAGAGCACACGUCUUGAAAAUUGUUUUCAUUCUCUCAUGUAAUUGCACUAAAAUACCUGCUGGUUAUGGGUGCGCUUGCUUCCAUGCUCGCCCGGGUGUCAGGCGGGUCUUGGUACUUCCCACCCUUGGAAAAUCCCUUUGGGCUGGGGUCAAGUGCACCCACUGACUAGAGCACCCACUGACCAGAGCACCCACUAAUGGGAGCGGCCAUUUGUGUUGUCUUUGCAUUGCACUGUUGAUGUUGUUGUCAAAAUUAUUUUUCAAAGAUAUACAAAAAUAAAAAUAGCACUGAAAGCACGAGUACUUAUUUUCCAACCAUUAUGCACCUAACCUCUCCUUACCAAACCUUAUUUUACCCAAGUGGUAAACCCUUAUCAAUAGUGUCUUAAAUUAUCCCCAUAACCAAGCACUGAAUCAAGUAAUUGUGUACAGUGAUUUUCACAUAUAAAUAUAGUAUAUGAAUAUAUAAUAUGUAUGUUAUAUGAUUGACAAAUGCCUAUUUGGAUUUAUGUGUGAUUGUAUGAUGAGGGACAACAGUUGUGGACGUUUCCUGAUGUCUAUUGUUGUUACCCCUGGUAAUGUAUAGAUUAUAGCCUAUAUACUAUUUAUGAUUGAGCACAUAGCUAACCCUAUGACUGUGAUAUAUGGGUCAGACAUAAACAAUAAAAAAUGUAGGUUUUGUGUUGCCAUUGUCUUGACUCUCAUGUCUUUAACUCAUGUAAAUCAAAUUGACUUAUGUGCCAAUGGAGAAUUUGCUGAAUAAAAUGCUGUAUUUUGUGUCACAA